GAAAUAAAUAAUAUAUUGUAUUAAUAAUAAAAAUAAUAAUUGUUAUUAAAUUUAUCUCUAUGUAUGGUCAUGUGGGGUUGGUUAUUUGGAGUAUGUGAGAUCUACUUCGCUGGAGUGAAUAGAACAGAUAGAGGGAGUGGCAGAUGAAGAAAAGAGAAACAGAGAAGGAUUGUAGAAGUCCGAGGAGGAAGUGAGUGUAUUUGUCAGGGAAUAACUUCGUUGGAUUACAAUUGAAAAACGCCAUAGCUCUUUGUGAAGUUUGGCAUAAAUUGGAUUGAUUUUCAGUCAUGUUGAGGAGGUGAAUGGAAUCUUUUGUAGGGGUUUUAUAGAAAGAUUCUGUGAUGGUAUUCAGGUUGACGCGAUUGAGAACAUCGGAUUUAUAUCCGAUGAUCAUAGUUGAUGGUUGGUUGUUCUAGACUGGCUGCUGGCAUACACGGAUAUGCUAUUUGUUAAAUUUCUUACAAGUUUCAAGUCCUUUUAUCAGCUGGCUAAUUAUAGUUUAUAUUUGAAGCUGCUAAUUUAUCUACGAUUAACAUGUAAUAGAUGUAAUCUUUUGAUAGGAAAAUAGUUGAGUUGCAGUAAUAAAAUUGUCUAUGGGUCAUUGAGAGUUUUAGCUACUUCAAAGUGCUUGUAUGAGUAUCAUAUUUUCCGGGUAGCCUUAUUGUUGGUGGUAUGGUGUUGAAGAGUAAAAUGGAAGCAGAGAUAUUGAGUACUAACCGCCUGCCUGGCUUUCUUCAGCGGUCACUUACUGCUGUUGUACCUAUGCUUUUGAUAUCAAUAGGAUAUGUUGACCCUGGAAAGUGGGUAGCAACUGUUGAAGGUGGUGCCCGGUUUGGGUUUGAUCUGAUGGCCUUCACGCUCAUUUUCAAUUUUGCUGCUAUCUUCUGCCAGUGCAUAUCUGCAAGGAUUGGUGUUGUCACAGGAAGAGAUCUUGCUCAGAUUUGCAGUGAUGAGUAUGAUACAUGGACAUGCAUACUCCUUGGCAUUCAAGCAGAACUUUCAGUGAUUAUGCUAGACCUUAACAUGAUCUUGGGCAUGGCACAAGGAUUAAAUCUUAUUUUUGGAUGGGACUUGUUCACUUGUGUCUUUUUAACUGCUACUGGUGCCAUUUUUCAUGUACUUCUUGCUGUUCUCCUUGACAUUGAGAAGGCAAAAAUCCUAGGCCAUUUUGUGGCAGGUUUUGUAUUACUUUCUUUUAUACUUGGAGUACUACUCAUCAAUCAACCGGAAAUUCCGUUUUCCAUGAAUGGAAUGCUAACGAAGUUGAGUGGGGAGAGUGCAUUUGUGCUAAUGAGUCUUCUAGGAGCAACUCUUGUGCCUCACAACUUUUACCUUCAUUCCUCUAUUGUACAGUGGCAUCGGGGACCAACAAGCAUUUCUAAGGAUGCGAUGUGUCAUAACCAUUUUUUGGCCAUCUUUUGUGUCUUCAGUGGUCUUUAUUUGGUAAACAAUAUGCUGAUGACUGCCUCAGUAAAUGAGUUCUAUAGUACGGGUCCAAUUUUGCUUACUUUUUCAGAUGCAUUAUCACCAAUGGUACAGGUGUUGCGUAGCCCAUUAGCUCUGCUUGGUUUUCUGCUUAUUUUGUUUCUUGCAAAUCAAACCACAGCAUUAACUUGGAAUUUAGGGGGAGAAGUAGUAGUGCGUGGUUUCUUAAAAUUGGAUAUUCCAGGUUGGCUUCAUUAUGCUACAAUUAGAGUGAUUGCUGUUCUGCCUGCCCUUUAUUGUGUCUGGAGUUUAGGAGCUGAAGGGAUGUAUCAGCUACUCAUAUUCACCCAGGUUUUGGUAGCUCUGCAACUUCCAUCUUCUGUGAUCCCCCUUUUUCGAGUCGCUACAUCUAGGUCAAUAAUGGGUGUACACAAGAUCUCCCAGUUUGUGGAACUUUUGGCAUUGAUCAUAUUUAUUGGGAUGCUUGGCUUGAACAUUUUCUUUGUGGUAGAAAUGAUAUUUGGGAAUAGUGAUUGGGUGGGUGAUUUGAGAUGGAAUGUGGGGAAUGGUGUGUCGGUCUCAUAUUUAGUUCUUCUUACUGCUGCUUUUGCAUCAUUAUGUUUGAUGCUUUGGUUGGCUACCACACCUUUAAGAUCUGCCAGUGUCCAACUAGAUGCUCAGGCGUGGAACUGGGAUAUGCCAGGGACUGUUCCAAAUCCGCCAGUUGUUGGUGAGGAAUCAUAUUUAAAUGAAACAAGGUGUCAUGAAGAUGCGUCUGUUCAGGUGAAGGAUCCAACGCCAGCUCGACCAAUGAUCUUGGAGUACUCAGAUGUAUCACUUGCAAGUUUUAAUCCUGAUCUACCUGAAACUAUAAUGGAACCUGAUGAUUCCCAUGUGACUGAUGUUAGGGAGAGUCAUUCUAUUACCUCCUUUCCUAGUUCCCCUAAAUCUCAUGCUAAUGAAUCAGCUUCCACAUCAGAGUCAGAGGUUGUAUCAACUGUAGUUAAUGAGAUUUCUGAUUCUAGAUUGGGAGAUGCCAAAACUAUAAAAAUUGGAACAAGUGCCCCAGUUGAGAAGACUGUAGAAGUUGAAGGAGAUUCAAAUACUGAAAGGGACGAUGAUGAAGGAGACUCGUGGGAAACUGAAGAAUCAUCUAGAGUGGUCUUGGCAAGUACCCCACCUUCAACAUCAGAUGGCCCUGCGUCAUUCAGGAGUCUUAGUGGUAAAAGCGAUGAAGGUGGCAUUGGAAGUCUUUCGAGAAUAGCAGGCUUAGGGCGUGCGGCAAGGCGUCAGCUAGCUGUUGUUCUUGAUGAAUUCUGGGGGCAACUUUAUGAUUUCCAUGGGCAAGCAAUCCCAGAAGCAAAGGCUAAGAAAAUUGAUGUUUUACUGGGACUGGGAGUAGAUUCAAGACCCACCAGUUCCUUGCAGAAAGUGGACUCUUUAAUGAAUUCUGGUCCAUAUGACUCUUCCAGGCAGCCCCGGAUGCAAAGUAAUCCAGAGUCUUCAUAUGGUCUUCAAAGGAGUUCUUCCUCAAUGCGGGCAAAUCCCAUCCAGUUUUUAGAUGCAUAUGUACAGAACUCCAGCCGCAACCUCCUUGAUUCUGGUGAGAGGCGCUGUUCCAGUGUGCGCAGUCUGCAUUCAUCUGAGGCUUUGGAUUAUCAGCCAGCUACCGUACAUGGUUAUCAGACUGCAUCCUAUAUUAGCCGGGUUGGUAAAGACAGAAAUUCCGAUAACUUAAAUCGUCCAAUGGAAUUAUCAUCACUGAAAUCCCCUUCCAUAAGUAAUACCAAUUACAGGGAUUCACUCGCAUUUGCUUUGGGGAAAAAGUUGCAUAAUGGUUCAGGUUUAAGCCAGCCCCCAGGGUUCCAAAACACAGCUGUCUCUAGAAAUCCCCAAUUGCAAUCUGGGAGGUCCUAUUAUGAUUUUUGUUCUUCUGGACCUGCAGAUAAUACAGUCAGUUCAGUUAAUACUAAGAAGUACCACAGCUUGCCUGACAUUUCAGGAUACUCAAUCCCCCACAGGGCUGGUUAUGUGUCUGAUAAGAAUGCUCCAUGGGAAGGUUCUGCUGGAUAUAGAUAUUUUGCUAGUAGGACAGGUUAUGAACCAUCAUUAUGUUCAAAUUCUGGAUCAAGAACAGGAGCUCAUUUGGCCUUUGAUGAACUCUCUCCAUCAGAAGUUUACAGAGGCGGACUCUCUUCACAGUCGAGUUCUGGUUUUGAUACUGGAUCCCUCUGGUCUAGACAGCCUUUUGAGCAGUUUGGUGUAGCUGAUAAAAUUCAUAAUGUUACACGGGAAGGUGUUGUAAGUAGGCCUAAUACAAUUGUUCAAGAAACUAAUACAUUUCAGGAUAUAGAGCGGAAACUUCUUCAGUCUGUUAGACUUUGCAUUGUGAAGCUCUUAAAAUUGGAGGGCUCUGAUUGGUUGUUUAGACAAAAUGAUGGAACUGAUGAGGAUCUGAUUGAUCGUGUAGCUGCAAGGGAGAAAUUUGUUUAUGAAAUUGAAACUAGGGAGAUGAAUCAGGUCGUUCAUAUGGGUGAAUCUCAUUAUUUUUCUUCUGAUAGGAAAUCUAAUUCUCCAAUGAAGAAUAAUGACACAAAUUCCCCUAGUUAUUUGGUGUCCUCGGUUCCUAACUGUGGGGAGGGAUGUAUAUGGAGAUCAGACUUAAUAAUAAGCUUCGGGGUGUGGUGUAUCCACCGUAUUCUUGAUCUCUCACUUAUGGAAAGCCGGCCAGAGCUUUGGGGGAAAUACACCUAUGUGCUCAAUCGCCUACAGGGCAUCAUUGAUCCAGCCUUUUUUAAGCCUCGUAGUCCCUUGGCCGCAUGCUUUUGCCUUGAAGUUCCCAUGACUCAUCAGCAAAAGUCAAGCCCCCAUCUUUCAAAUGGGAUGCUACCCCCAACUGCAAAACCAGCCCGGGGAAAAUGCACAACUGCAUCAACGUUGCUUGACCUGAUCAAGGAUGUGGAGAUUGCGAUCUCUAGCAGGAAAGGACGCACAGGAACUGCAGCAGGUGAUGUUGCUUUCCCAAGGGGGAAGGAAAAUUUAGCCUCUGUUCUCAAACGGUACAAGCGUAGGUUAUCCAACAAGCCCGUUGGCACCCAGGAAGUGACUGGUUCACGCAAGAUCCCCACGUCAGCACCAUACAACUUGUAGCAUUUUGCAUUAACAAAAUCAGUGUUGCUUGGGCUGUUUUACAAUUUACAUAUUGUGAAGCAGCUCAUGCUCUAUCUAGGUCAAUGAGUGCUGUGUCUCCGUCACUCCGUGUAUCAAAAUCUUUUCAGUAGAAUUUAUCCUUGUAUGUUACAUACACAUAGGGCAAGAAUUACUAUAUGCAAUUGCGGCAAAAUCAAAGUUGAAAAAUGUUUAGAUCGAAAAUUAGUUCCACUUAUUUGUUACUUAUCC
Molecule: messenger RNA, 4824 nt
Organism: Gastrolobium bilobum
Lineage: Eukaryota; Viridiplantae; Streptophyta; Magnoliopsida; Fabales; Fabaceae
Product: ethylene-insensitive protein 2.2-like
Exons: 8
Coding region: 673-4575 (1300 amino acids)
Biological process (GO): ethylene-activated signaling pathway; metal ion transport
Cellular component (GO): membrane
Molecular function (GO): manganese ion transmembrane transporter activity; cadmium ion transmembrane transporter activity
Source: RefSeq, a predicted model, not a curated record